Molecule: messenger RNA, 4042 nt
Organism: Xiphophorus maculatus (southern platyfish)
Lineage: Eukaryota; Metazoa; Chordata; Actinopteri; Cyprinodontiformes; Poeciliidae
Gene: fmr1
Product: synaptic functional regulator FMR1
Biological process (GO): negative regulation of translation; regulation of filopodium assembly; central nervous system development
Cellular component (GO): axon; growth cone; neuronal ribonucleoprotein granule
Molecular function (GO): protein homodimerization activity; translation regulator activity; mRNA 3'-UTR binding
Source: RefSeq, a predicted model, not a curated record
CGUCACAUGAUGGAGAGAUGCAGCCAGCCAGCAGUAGCUGCCUCCCGACUAAUCACACAGCAUUAACAUAAACCAGCUAACUCCACGGGCUAACUUGGACAGCCAUCUGCCUUUCAUUUUCUUAUUCGCUCCGAAUUAAAAAGCCGCCAAGAGCAGACGGAGAAUUGACGGACGGUGCGAAACGAAGAACAACGUCACCGUCGCGCACGGUUACCUUAGUCCCUUCUUGCAUCCAGCUGAAAGCGUCAUUUGACAAAGCAGGGAAGCCCACGGUUGGAAACUCUACCUUGGCUAGCAGCGGGCUAGCCAGCUUGCUAGCUGCUAACAUUGCUAACUGUAGUUAGCUAGCUAGCGAGCUGUGAUAAGUUGCGUCAUGGAGGAGCUUGUAGUGGAAGUGAGAGGCACAAGUGGAGCCUUUUAUAAGGCUUUUGUGAAGGACGUCCACGAGGGAUCCGUCACUGUGGCAUUUGAAAACAAUUGGCAGCCGGAGCGUCAGAUCCCGUUCCAGGACGUUCGCUUCCCUCCUCCGACGGGCUUCAGCAAAGAGAUAAAUGAGAGUGAUGAAGUUGAGGUGUACUCCAGAGCGAAUGACAAGGAGCCAUGUGGAUGGUGGCUGGCCAAGGUUCGCAUGGUCAAAGGAGAGUUUUACGUGAUCGAGUACGCGGCGUGCGACGCCACGCUGAACGAGAUUGUGACGCUGGAGCGGUUACGGCCAGUCAACCCGAACAAGCCAGCCACCAAGAACACCUUCAUCAAGAUGAGGCUGGAAGUCCCUGAAGACCUGCGACAGAUGUGCUCCAAGGAGUCGGCGCACAAAGACUUCAAGAAGGCCGUCGGCGCGUUCAACAUCACCUACGACUCUGAGAAAAAGCAGCUGGUCAUCUUGUCAAUGAAUGAGGUCACGACAAAGCGGGCCAACAUGAUGAGCGACAUGCACUUCAGGAGCCUCCGCACCAAACUGUCGCUCAUGAUGCGGAACGAGGAGGCCAGCAGGCAGCUGGAGAGUUCCAGACAGCUGGCGUCUCGGUUUCAUGAGCAGUUUGCGGUUCGGGACGACCUGAUGGGUCUGGCCAUCGGGACUCACGGGGCCAACAUUCAGCAGGCGCGAAAAGUCCCCGGCGUCACCAACAUCGACCUGGACGAAGAGACUUGCACCUUCCACAUAUACGGGGAGGACCAGGAUGCCGUCCGAAUAGCUAGGAGCUACCUGGAGUUUUCCGAAGAUAUCAUCAAAGUUCCCCGAAACUUAGUCGGAAAAGUGAUCGGAAAGAACGGCAAGCUGAUCCAGGAAGUGGUGGAUAAGUCCGGUGUGGUGAGGGUUCGAAUCGAGCCGGAGAACGACAAGAAGCCCUCGGCGGCGGCCGCGGCAGCAGCAGAUGAGGUCAGUGGUGUCGGGAUGAAAACGCCUCAGUUUCUGGAUUUUCUUCACAUCUCUUCCACAUCAAAAUGUGUUGAUGUUCUUCUUCAGGGAAUGGUGCCAUUUGUGUUUGUGGGGACCAAGGAAAGUAUUUCCAAUGCAACAGUGCUCCUGGACUAUCACCUCAAUUACCUUAAGGAGGUGGACCAGCUGCGCUUGGAGCGCCUUCAGAUUGACGAGCAGCUGCGACAGAUAGGGGGCGGGGGCGGAGGGGGUGGGGCAGGCCCCCGAAACCCCAAAGACAAAUCCUAUGUGUUCGAUAACGGGAUGGGAAUGGGGAUGGGCAGAGGAGCAGGAGGUGGGAAGCCCUACGUGGGAGGAAGAGGCGGACGGGGCCGGAGAGGGGGCGGGGCGGCGUUCACCUCAGGCACCAACUCGGAGGCGUCCAACGCUUCGGAGACGGAGUCAGACCACCGAGAGGAGCUGAGCGACUGGUCCCUGGCUCCCACCGAGGAGCUGAUGACGGGAGGCGGGUCCCUGCCCAGGCGGACAGACGGCAGGAAACGAGCCGGAGGGGGGGGGCUGAGAGGCCGCGGGGGCAGAGGGAGAGGAGUGGGAGGGUAUAAAGGUGAUGACAUGCAGUGGGGCGAGCCAAGACCUCGACAUGUAAGGGACCCAAAACCUCGAGGCCAGGAAGACACACUGCAGAUCCGUGUGGACGGAAACAACGAGCGCAGCGUGCAGCACUCAUCAGGCGGCCGAGGAGGAGGAGGAGGACCUUCUUCAUCCCAGAGUGGCAUCGCCGUCGGCGGGGACAGCCAGUCCCGCCAUCACCAACAGAGACCCCUGAGAGACCGGGGGAUGAAGAAGGACAAACAGGACGCUCCGGCGCUGGUGAACGGAGUGUCGUAGAUGCACCCACUGAGGACCUUCUCUCUCUCUCACACACACACACACGCCCACACACACACACAGGCAACUUCUCAAACACCAUCUUAUAGUUUCUGGCGUAUUUUAUUUUAUUUUUUUGUCUUUUUCUCGUCUUUGUCGCACACAAGAGGACACGCAUUUUCAUUGGCAUGGAAACGUUUAGCGAAGUCUUGAUCUGUUCCCGCCUGCUGCCGUCUCCUGUUCUUCUCUGGACUGUUUUUGGAACAAGAGGACAAGAAGAAGAAGGUUUUGACGAAAGCUCCUCUGUGACAGAAGGGUUAGCUGAGGGGGCGGGAAAAAAAACGCUCCCAUUUCACGCCGUCAACACCACAAAUAUGUAUUUUUUGGGGAGUUUUUUUUUUUUUUUUUCCCCCUUCGGUCUCAUCCGGGCUUACUCGCACGAGAAAACGGGAACGACGACGACGGCAGCAGAAAUCUGUGGAAACGAUUUCAUCCAUUUGGCAAAAAGUUUCAACGUUUUGAACUCUUAGAGAUGAUCGCAGACUUCGCUGUGUCCAAACAUAUCCCUUUCCCCCACUGGUACAGAAACACGUUUUGCUUCUCUAAAACUCCCAAAAUCCAACAUUUUCAGAGUCACCCAAAACCAGCUUUCUACACCGUACCUGUUCAAAAAAAAAAAAAAAAAAGUAGCAAAUCUGAGAUUUUUUUUAUUUUUCGUCCUGGUAGGAAGACGUUUGGUUGUGGGGGAAAAAAUGUUUGCAGAUGGCACUUUACUUUGAUUUUCUACCUUUUUUCCCCACACUGAAAUACAAACAGGUAGGCACUCCUAAAAGCGACGCUCUACAUCACGCUGUUAUUUAAAAAGGUCUUUGUUUGGUUUGAUGCCUAAAUAUUGUAAGCUGUCGGACCCCGUCUCUUCUGAAGCAUACAGACUUAAACCUGAGGCCAGCUGGUGUGAAAUAUCUGUUCUAUUUUUUUUUUUUUUAAAAAAAGCAAAUUAAAACUCAGCAGCAACUUCCAAAAGUCUAGGUUUGUACUACGUCAAUGUCAACUGUCAUUUUGUAAAAAAAUAAAAUAAAAUAAAAUAAACGCUCCACCUCUCUUGUGAGCAGAUUGCUGAUACGAUGAGAGAAAGGUUAAAAAAAAACAAAAAAACACUGACUCAUGGCUCCAGCCUGUAAAAUAAAAGAUUGAUGCUCGUAUACGGAUUCAUCGCAGCACGCCUGCACUGGUUUUAGACGAUACUGCACUGAUUCACAGGGUGGUACUAAAGAGCUGUCUGGUGACGACUCCUAACCUGCAUUUUACUUUGGUUUCUGGCUCUAUUUACUGACAUUAAAAGAGUCCACUUAAGUGGAGGGCAGAUGAAAUGGCUCAAACAGGACAGUUCUCCUGUUUAAUUUAUUAAUUUGUCAAGUCUUUUCAUUUGUAAAACAUAUUUGUCUUAACUGUAGAUGAAAUAUCAGUUGUUUUUGGCUGAGGUUUUGCCCCCUUUCCCCCCCGUUCUGCUUGUCCAACAUAUUUGUGAUCUAUCUCUUUCCUGUUUACCUUUUUUUUCCCCGUCAAAAUCACAUUUUGGCUGCAUCUUGUAAACGACAAAAAUGAGACAUUUUCCUACAGCUACGGAAGUCAGCGAAGCGGUCAUUAUGUGCGUGUGAUUUUUUUUUCAUAAACUGUGAGCUUCUCGUUUUUCAGUCACCAAGAGGCUCCUUUAUGUUUGUGCCUUGGGUUUAUGUUCCUCCUCAUCUGUAAAUUUGGCAAAUUAUAAAGGAAACCGUCAUCAGCGUAAUGAUG